This is a messenger RNA of Anneissia japonica, 1023 nucleotides long. RefSeq lists its product as uncharacterized. Lineage: Eukaryota; Metazoa; Echinodermata; Crinoidea; Comatulida; Comatulidae. Gene Ontology annotation, biological process: signal transduction. The record is from RefSeq and is a predicted model, not a curated record. Gene Ontology annotation, molecular function: protein binding. The transcript is spliced from 3 exons. Bases 1 to 1023 code for a protein of 340 amino acids.
AUGAAGAAUAUAGGCCUGUGCAGGUUUUUUUUUUCAAAACUUGUCUUUGAUCCUCGUAUACCACCAAUAGGUGAAUGCUUCAGUGAUCAAGACCUGCUAUUCAUCUGUGACAAUUUGGAACCUGAAUCAUGGAGGAGACUAGGACUGCGACUUGGACAGACGUGGACAGAUAUAAAUAGGAUAGCAAACAACAACAGGUUAGUCGAAGACCGCAUAAUGGAAUUGCUAGUUACUUGGAGAAAUGGUCAGUCAAUAAACCAAAUACCAAUCAUGAUCCACACUUUGAGACUACAGAAGCUUGCUGGACUUGCGCAACGUAUAUCUGCAAGGUAUGGCUACAGUAACGAGUCAGGAGUUGCACCAACUCAGAUAAAUCAGCCUCAAGUGCAAACACCAGUCGAAGCCAAAUGCUUCAGUGAUCAAGACCUGCUAUUCAUCUGUGACAAUUUGGAACCUGAAUCAUGGAGGAGACUAGGACUGCGACUUGGACAGAUGUGGACAGAUAUAAAUAGGAUAGCAAACAACAACAGGUUAGUCGAAGACCGCAUAAUAGAAUUGCUAGUUACUUGGAGAGAUGGUCAGUCAAUAAACCAAAUACCAAUCAUGAUCCACACUUUGAGACUACAGAAGCUUGCUGGACUUGCACAACGUGUAUCUGCAAGGCAUGGCUACAGUGAUGAGUCAGAAGUUGCACCAACUCAGAUAAAUCAGCCUCAAGUACCAACACCAGUCGAAGGUUACUUAGCUGAACUUGACAUGCUGUUUAUCUCUGAACGACUUGGUCAUGAUUGGAAGGAUUUGGGGAUUUAUCUAGGUAUGAAGAGAUCUGAAAUAAAUCUAAUUCAAGUAGACUUUUCACCACCGGUUGUAGAUGCCUGUAUUGGAAUGUUGAUACGGUGGCGAGAAAGGCAGAGAGCUGAUGUAAAUCAUCUCGAAACGAUUAAGCAUGCAUUGGACCAACUUGAACGAAUGGAUAUCAUUAAAGAACUGAACAUUUAUUACCAGGAAAACUAUCAAAAAUAA